AUGAAAGAGAAGGAAGAGGAUGAGAUCGAAGAGUGGGAAAUUGAGUAUUGGCCACAUAGAUUCUCCUACGAGGAAUUGAACAUGGCCACUGGGAAUUUCGGAAAAGAAAAGCUCCUAGGUUCAGGAGGGUUCGAAAGAGUGUAUAAAGGGACACUCUCAAACAAGACGGAAAUUGCGGUGAAAUACGUCAACCACGAUUCUAAACAAGGGUUAAGAGAAUUCAUGGCAGAGAUUUCUAGCAUGGGGAGGCUUCAGCACAAGAACUUGGUCCAACUGCGAGUUGGUGCAGAAAACGGAACGAAUGGACCCCUAUAUGAGUCCACUGCGUACACUGAGUGCAAAGAGCACCCUGAGAAGCCACUCUACGGAGGAGGAGUUUUCAAGAGUGAGUCUCUGUCUCGAGAUGGUUCGGAAGAUAGCAGCAUUGUCUCCGAUAUGCCCUCACUCGUUCUGAAUAAUCUCACUGACGGCACCAUCUACACUUUUUCCAUAUGGGUGAGAGUCGAAAGUUCAAGUUCAGCUAUGAUAAGGGCAAGCUUGCAAACGGAAAAAGAAAAAUAUGAGUGCAUUGGGACAGUUGCAGCCAAGCGUGGAUGCUGGUCAUUUCUGAAGGGUGGAUUUGUUCUCAAUUUGCCUUCAAAUUUAUCUAUAAUCUCCUUUGAGAACGGGGAUGGUAAAGAUAUCAAUAUAGAUAUAGCUAGCCCAUCACUGCAACCAUUUACCAAGCAGCAAUGGAGAACCAAUCAACAGUAUAUAAUUAAUACGCAAAGAAAGCGUGCCGUCACUGUUCAUGUGUCAGAUACUAAUGGAAGUAGAUUGCAAGGAGCAGCAAUCUGUAUAGAGCAAAUCUCAAAAGACUUCCCUAUUGGAUCUGCAAUAGCAAAGACCAUUCUUGGCAACUUGCCCUAUCAGAAUUGGUUUGUGAAGCGGUUCAAUGCUGCAGUCUUUGAGAAUGAGCUCAAGUGGUACGCCACAGAGCCUGAUCAAGGCAAGGUCAAUUACACCAUUUCGGAUCAGAUGAUGCAAUUUGUUAGAGCAAACAAAAUCAUAGCUAGAGGGCACAAUAUAUUCUGGGAAGACCCUAAAUAUACUCCGGCAUGGGUUCUUAACCUUACUGGCAUCCAGUUAAGAUCUGCUGUUAAUUCCCGAAUACAAAGUCUCAUGAGCCAAUACAAAGAAGAAUUCAUACAUUGGGAUGUUAGCAAUGAAAUGCUUCAUUUUGAUUUCUAUGAACAAAGGCUUGGACCUGAUGCCACAUUGCAUUUCUUUGAGACAGCACAUAAAUCAGACCCAUUAGCAACCCUGUUCAUGAAUGAUUUUAAUGUUGUGGAAACAUGCAGUGAUGUAAAUUCCACUGUUGACGCCUACAUCUCACGGAUAAGAGAACUACAACAAAAUGGUGUCUUUAUGGAUGGAAUUGGCUUGGAGGGUCACUUCACAAUACCAAAUCCUCCCCUUAUCAGAGCUAUCCUAGACAAGUUGGCAACACUUGGCCUUCCCAUUUGGCUUACUGAAGUUGACAUAAGCAAAACACUUGAUAAAGAAACUCAGGCAAUUUAUUUGGAAGAAGUGUUGAGGGAAAGCUUCUCACAUCCUUCGGUGAAUGGAAUAAUGCUUUGGACCGCAUUCCAUCCAAAAGGGUGCUACCAAAUGUGCCUCACAGACAAUGAUUUCAAGAACCUCCCAUCAGGUGAUGUGGUGGACAAACUUCUUGAGGAGUGGCAAACUGGUCGUGUAGAGGGAGUGACUGAUAAUCACGGUUCUUAUAGCUUUUAUGGGUUCUUAGGAGAAUACAGAAUUAAUGCCAAGUACGGCAACAGGACUACAAAUUCAACCUUCUCUCUCUGUCGGGGUGAAGAAACUAGACAUUUCACUAUUACACUCUGA
Molecule: messenger RNA, 1887 nt
Organism: Gastrolobium bilobum
Lineage: Eukaryota; Viridiplantae; Streptophyta; Magnoliopsida; Fabales; Fabaceae
Product: endo-1,4-beta-xylanase 5
Exons: 8
Coding region: 1-1887 (628 amino acids)
Biological process (GO): carbohydrate metabolic process; protein phosphorylation
Molecular function (GO): hydrolase activity, hydrolyzing O-glycosyl compounds; protein kinase activity
Source: RefSeq, a predicted model, not a curated record